AUGAAGAUGAUAGAAAUAGCAGAAUGCUGCAAUAUUAAUAGUUCCACAAGCCAUUCAUUAAUGCCACAUUUUGGGGUUUCUUUUGGCAUUGCCUCUUUUCUUUUCCUGUCUUAUUUUUGUAGGCCGGAGCUACUGGAAUUUCAGGUUGAAGUCGUUGCCGGUGUUGUCGCGUCUGUGGUGUGCCGCUGGUUUCCUUUGGAGAUUAUAGUGGACGAGGAACUUCCACUUGAUAUUGACUUUGAAAACGAACCAGAUGGAUUGGAAUAUUAUAUCAGAAAAUUAGGGAUUCAUGAUCUAGGAAAUAAUUCUCAUAGUAGAACAGCGUCAACUUUUUCAAAAGCUGAAGUCAAGCCAACAGAAUCGCGAAAAGAAAUCAUCUCUGAGAUUUACUACAAAUGA
Ambispora gerdemannii is the source of this 399-nucleotide messenger RNA. Lineage: Eukaryota; Fungi; Glomeromycota; Glomeromycetes; Archaeosporales; Ambisporaceae. The record is from the annotation of a GenBank genome assembly.